GCCUUCAGCUGCGCGGGCCUGGCGAGCGCGGCGCAGCGCUUCAUCCUGCGCCACGUGGGCGAGCUGGGCCCGGAGCAGCUGGAGCGCCUGCCUCUAGCGCGCCUGCUGCGCUACCUGCGCGACGACGGGCUGUGCGUGCCUAAGGAGGAGGCCGCCUACCAGCUGGCGCUGCGCUGGGUGCGCGCGGACCCGCCGCGCCGCGCCGCGCAUUGGCCGCAGCUGCUCGAGGCCGUGCGCUUGCCCUUCGUGCGCCGCUUCUACCUGCUGGCGCACGUCGAGGCCGAGCCGCUAGUGGCGCGCUGCCCGCCCUGCCUGCGCCUGCUGCGCGAGGCGCGCGACUUUCAGGCGGCGCGCUACGACCGCCACGACCGCGGGCCCUGCCCUCGCAUGCGCCCGCGCCCCUCCACCGGCCUCGCGGAGAUCCUCGUGCUCGUGGGUGGCUGCGACCAGGACUGCGACGAGUUGGUCACCGUCGACUGCUACAACCCGCAGACGGGCCAGUGGCGUUACCUGGCCGAGUUCCCCGACCACCUGGGCGGCGGCUACAGCAUCGUGGCGCUGGGCAAUGACAUCUACGUGACGGGUGAGGGGACUGGGAGCCAGCCGGGAGGACCCUGGGUUAGCCUCCUGCGCCCCCGGGAGAGCGCAUUUUUCUGCUGGAGGAACCUGUGAAUCCCGGGACCGCCCCACAGUGUGAG
Molecule: messenger RNA, 698 nt
Organism: Ailuropoda melanoleuca (giant panda)
Lineage: Eukaryota; Metazoa; Chordata; Mammalia; Carnivora; Ursidae
Product: kelch-like protein 21
Exons: 1
Molecular function (GO): protein binding
Source: RefSeq, a predicted model, not a curated record